CAUGAUCCUCCGGAACCCGGAAACGCGGAUCUGGACAUGUUUUACGGGAGUUCGUGUUGAUACAAGCAAAAUAGCAGCCAUGGUCGACCUUUAAAAAAAAACCUCACAUUUCCCCACACGAAGUCGGUGCAUAUAGUUAGCAGCAAUGGGCACCGUUUUUGCUAUUAUUCUUGUUUUUGUCGGCUGCUGUAGCAAUGUGGUGUCCCUGGAGCUGCUGGUGAGGGAUUUCCCAGGAUGCGGCAACAUUGUGACAUUUGCGCAGUUUGUGUUCAUCGCCUUGGAGGGAUUCAUCUUUGAAACAAAGCUGGGCAGGAAGGGACCUGUCAUCCCUAUCAGGAACUAUGUGAUCAUGGUGACCAUGUUCUUCACAGUCAGCGUCAUCAACAACUACGCGCUCAACUUCAACAUCGCCAUGCCGCUGCACAUGAUCUUCAGAUCAGGCUCUCUCAUCGCCAGCAUGAUUCUGGGGAUCAUCAUCCUGAAGAAAAGAUAUUCAGCCAGCAAAUAUUUGUCUAUAGCGUUGAUUUCAGCUGGCAUCUUCAUCUGCACCGUCAUGUCCGCCAAGCAAGUGAAUAUGGCCCAGGAGGGAUCGGAGGAGCAAGGAUUUCACGCCUUCUUACACUGGCUUGUAGGAAUCGCCAUGUUGACCUUUGCCCUGCUGAUGUCAGCCAGGAUGGGUAUUUUCCAGGAGACGCUCUACAAGAAGUACGGAAAACACUCCAGGGAAGCUCUUUUUUAUAACCACUUCCUGCCUCUGCCCGCGUUCCUGCUGCUGUCCUCUGACAUUUACACACACGCCGUCCUCUUCAGCCACACUGCUCCAGUGCUGGUUCCUGUCAUUGACGGACAUGUUCCAGUCAUGUGGAUCUACCUGCUGGUCAACAUCAUCACUCAGUACGUGUGCAUCCGCGGCGUCUUCAUCCUGACCACAGAGUGCGCCUCGCUCACCGUCACCCUGGUGGUGACUCUCAGGAAGUUCCUCAGCCUCAUCUUCUCCAUCGUCUACUUCCAGAACCCCUUCACGCCGUGGCACUGGCUGGGCACGGCGGUGGUCUUUGUGGGCACGCUGCUCUACACGGAGGUGUGGGGCGGCGUGACUCGGCCCUCGUCCAGGAAGAAGAAGGCCGAGUGAGCUUCGUGGACAUUUGUACUUGGCACCGGAAACAACUUUAGGAAAACAAGUGUUUAUGCCAGAUCCUCAUUUUGAAAGGAUGAAGUUCUUGCGAGGAAUAAACUUCACAUUUGUGCUGUUUUUGUGCACGUCUGAAAUAAAAUAGGUGAUAAAAUGUGGAAAUUAUUCCAUGAAAAAGUCCAAAUGAUGACUUUUAUGUCAUCGUUAGUGUUCUAAUGAAAGGCCGUGUUUGUAUCAGUGAUGUGCGAUGCCACCAAUUUUAUUUCCAAUCCCAUAUCUGGGUCAAUUCAGGAUGGUAUCAACGAUAGCGAUCUGAUCCAUCCAUCCAACCAUUUUCUACCGCUUGUCCCUUUUGAGGAGGCAGGGAGUGCUGGAGCCUAUCUCAGCUGCAUUCGGGCGGAAAGCGGAUACUUUGUGCAAACAUACACAAAACCUGUAUUUCAAAUAAUAACGUGUCAUAGCAUAAACCAGGCCUAGGCUAUUAUUUUGACUCGGGGAGAAAAAAAUGUGUCUGGGGGCCGGUAGAUCUAUUGUUGCGUCAGACCAGUUCUUCCUCCCAGGGAAUCUAAGUUACUGGUCAAUCCCAAGUUCUUUUGAUGACAUAUAUGCUGAGUAAGAAGGACCAUCAAGACAGAAUUGGAAUAUUUUCAAGUUUUACUAAAGCUUUCGGAGGUCAACUUAACCAAUACAUUCAUAGCGGCUACUCUAGUUGAUCUGACAUUCCAACGGAAAAGCCCACUCCUUGCACACAAAGAAAGCCUCCCCCUCGCAACACGGAUAAGGAAAAAGACGUGAGGGUUGUCUUCACAUUCCAAGGGUGAAGACACUAACCAGGCAUCUGAAAUGUCCAAAGAAACUGGUAGAAUAUACGAACCCCGCUUCCAUAUGAGCUGGGAAAUGGUGUUAGAUGUAAAUAUAAACAGAAUACAAUGAUUUGCAAAUCCUUUUCAAGCCAUAUUCAGUUGAAUAUGCUACAAAGACAAC
Molecule: messenger RNA, 2116 nt
Organism: Entelurus aequoreus (snake pipefish)
Lineage: Eukaryota; Metazoa; Chordata; Actinopteri; Syngnathiformes; Syngnathidae
Product: UDP-xylose and UDP-N-acetylglucosamine transporter-like
Exons: 10
Coding region: 146-1132 (328 amino acids)
Biological process (GO): transmembrane transport
Cellular component (GO): Golgi membrane; endoplasmic reticulum membrane
Molecular function (GO): UDP-xylose transmembrane transporter activity; UDP-N-acetylglucosamine transmembrane transporter activity
Source: RefSeq, a predicted model, not a curated record